AUGCUGGGAGAGAGACCGUGGCACAGUGAACGAGGGCCAGAGGUUGCCCAGCUCUGGGAAACAGAGGAAACAUUGGUAGCAGCUAAGGUCCAAAGGAAGCUGCACCAGAGCAACGCCUGGGCUCCAUGGCUGAGAAGGUCUCCGGGGAGAGAGGGCUGUGGGCCGGGGCUGUGCCCCAGAACGCCUCGCUUCUGAAGGAGUCUCUCACCUGUCAUGUUGCCCAGCAGGGCCUCCAGGACAGUUUGUUCUCCUCGGAAAGUGACAACAGUCUGUACUUCACCUACAGUGGCCACUGCAACACCUUGGAGGUCCGAGACCUCAACUACCAGGUGGACAUGGCUUCCCAGGUGCCUUGGUUUGAGAAGCUGGCUCAGUUCAAGGUGCCCUGGACAUAUCACAAGGACUCUUGUAAGCUGGGCAUCCAGAACCUGAGCUUCAGAGUGAGGAGCGGGCAGAUGCUGGCCAUCAUCGGGAGCUCAGGCUGUGGGAGAGCUUCUGUGUUGGACGUGAUCACAGGUCGGGGCCAUGGCGGCAAGAUUAAGUCUGGCCAAAUCUGGAUUAACGGUCAGCCCAGCACGCCUCAGCUGGUGAGGAAGUGUGUGGCCCACGUGCGUCAGCAUGACCAGCUGCUCCCCAACCUAACCGUCCGUGAGACCCUGGCUUUUGUUGCCCAGCUGCGCCUGCCCAGAACCUUCUCCCAGGCCCAGCGUGACAAAAGGGUGGAUGAUGUGAUCGCAGAGCUGCGGCUGCGGCAGUGUGCCGACACGCGAGUGGGCAACAUAUACAUGCGGGGGGUGUCGGGGGGUGAGCGGAGGAGAGUCAGCAUUGGGGUGCAGCUCCUGUGGAACCCAGGAAUCCUCAUUCUGGACGAACCCACCUCGGGGCUCGACAGCUUCACAGCCCACAACCUGGUGAGAACCCUGUCUAGGCUGGCCAAGGGCAACAGGCUGGUGCUCAUCUCCCUCCACCAGCCUCGGUCGGACAUCUUUAGGCUGUUUGAUUUGGUCCUCCUGAUGACGUCCGGCACCACCGUCUACGCGGGGGCAGCCCAGCACAUGGUCCACUACUUCACAGCAGCUGGCCACCCCUGUCCCCGCUACAGCAACCCUGCCGACUUCUACGUGGACUUGACUAGCAUUGACAGGCGAAGCAGAGAGCAGGAAGCAGCCACCAGGGAGAAGGCUCAGUCCCUUGCAGCCUUGUUUCAAGAAAAAGUCCGUGACUUCGAUGACUUUCUGUGGAGAGCGGAGGCAAGGCAGCCAGGUGUGGGCGUUUGUGGAGCGAGGCUGGCCCUGCCGACCGACACCGGCCACGUCCCGACUUCCCCUGAGCUGCCUGGCCCUGUGCAGCAGUUCACCAUGCUGAUCCGUCGUCAGAUUUCCAACGACUUCCGAGACCUGCCAACUCUCCUCAUCCAUGGGGCACAGGCCUGUCUGAUGUCCCUGAUCAUCGGGUUCCUCUAUUAUGGCCACGGAGCCACCAAGCUCCCCUUCAUGGACAAGGCUGCUCUCUUGUUUAUGAUCGGAGGGCUUAUCCCUUUCAAUGUGAUCCUGGAUGUCAUUGCCAAAUGUCACUUGGAGAGGGCAAUGCUUUACUAUGAAUUGGAAGACGGGCUGUACACUGCUGGACCCUAUUUCUUUGCCAAGAUCCUAGGGGAGCUUCCGGAGCACUGUGCCUACAUCGUCAUCUACGUGAUGCCCAUCUACUGGCUGGCCAACCUGCGCCCGGGCCCCGAGCCCCUCCUGCUCCACUCCCUGAUGGUGUGGCUGGUGGUCUUCUGCUGCAGGGUCAUGGCACUGGUCACUGCCGCUCUGCUCCCCACCUUCCACAUGUCCUCAUUCUUCGGCAAUGCUCUCUACAACUCCUUCUACCUCACCGGAGGCUUCAUGAUAAGCCUGGACAGCCUGUGGACAGUGCCGGCAUGGAUUUCCAAAGUGUCCUUCCUCCGGUGGUGCUUUGAAGGGCUGAUGCAUAUCCAGUUUAAGGGGCUCACUUACCACAUGGCAGUCGGCAACCUCACCAUCCCUAUCCCUGGAGACGUAAUCCUCAGCUCCAUGGACCUGAACUCGUAUCCACUCUACGCCAUCUACUUGAUCCUCGUCAGCAUCACGGGCGGCUUUAUGGCCCUGUACUAUGUAUCCUUAAGGUUCAUCAAACAGAAACCAAGGCAAGACUGGUGAUCCACACCCACACUCCUGCCCAUUGGUGGAGUACUCGAGAAGACCCUUCAACUGCACUCCCUUCCUCCCGAAGAACCUCUUCCCGGGCACAAGGACAGUGAGAACACCGAGCUCAGCUACAUCCGGCCCACAGUGCUGCAGUGGCACAGGCCAGCCACAGGAUGGCAGUAGAAUAAAGACAGUGGAAAGGGAUUUCUGCUCACUGGCCAAAGCUUGCAAUCACUGGGAACGUGAAAACCAUGCUUGGGGACACCUACAAUGUUGCUAAUUUAUUUCCUUCUUAUAUAUAUUUAUAUAGGUAACUCAGUACAGGAUAGGGGCAAAUCAAGUAUGAAUUGAGUAGCUAGGCUAUGCAAGAAUUGGUAGGGUCCAGAGGGAAUAAUAUAAAUAGCUAGUCAAAUGUUUGGCCUCAUCUUCCUGGGGCCCUCUGUGUUAAACCACUCUCAACACAAAAAAUGACCUAAAAUAUACCAGUGAGAUGCCAUCACUUGGUGUGGAGGAAUGGGCUCCAAAAUCCAAAUUGAACAAUUAAAAAUUUAUUGAGCAUCUACUGUAUGCCAGGUACAGCUCAAAACACUUAAUUCAUGUGGAUAUCAUUUAAUUUCAGAACCUUUAUAGGUAAGCAGUAUCCCAUUUUAUAGAUGAGGAAACUGAGGCACAGACAAAUUUGGUCUGCUAAGUAGGUUAUACAACUACCAUGUGGUAGAGUCCUGUGGGAGUCAGAAAAGCCUUUGAAGGCUUUAGGAGCUAGAGGGCAGAGAAAGGCCUGAGCCACCUAAGGCUUAGAAGGCCAGGAUGGCUCUAGAAGAUGAAGUGGUUUAUAGAGGCUGUGUCAACUCAGCCAGACUCCUUAGAAUUGCAUCUCACUGGCCCUGCUUGAGUCUCAGGACCAGCUUUGAUGGUGGCCAGGGUAUGGGAUGGAGCAGGCCCAGGUCACAUGCUCCAUGCCUGAGCAUUGAGGACCAUCUGCCCCAAGGUACACAGAGAGCUAGGAGGAUAUUGUUCCCAAAGGAAAUACCAGAGUCUGGAAAUAAAAGGGGAAAGGUGAGUGUUUGGGAGGCAAAUAGGAAAUGUUUACUACAGUUGGUUCCCUAGGCCAUUGCUACUUCAAGUGUGGCCCCCUGGACCAGUGGCAUGGCCCCCACCUGGUUAGAUAGGCAGACUCUCAGGCUCCACCCAGACCCACUGAAUCAGAAUCUGCAUUUUAAGAUCCCCAAGUGAUCUGUAUGCACAAUGGAGUUUGGGAAACAGUGUUGUAGCACACUGCCCUUAUACAGGACAACCAUCAAACUCAGGGCCUUCCUACUAACACAGUACAUGGUAACUUUGUUACGUUGCCACCAUCCAAGAGGUGGGCCCCAUUCAAGAAGUGCUAAUUGUUCUGACAAUACGUCCUUCAUUGCAAAAGGAUAGAUUAGGAUUAAACCUAUUAAACGAAUUGUCAAUAACCUCUGGUCUACAGUUUACAACAGUCCUUCGA
Manis javanica (Malayan pangolin) is the source of this 3660-nucleotide messenger RNA. NCBI's taxonomy places the organism in Eukaryota, Metazoa, Chordata, Mammalia, Pholidota, Manidae. The record is from RefSeq and is a predicted model, not a curated record.